Messenger RNA from Asterias rubens (European starfish), 574 nucleotides. RefSeq lists its product as uncharacterized. The record is from RefSeq and is a predicted model, not a curated record. The transcript is spliced from 2 exons. Bases 22 to 504 code for a protein of 160 amino acids. Lineage: Eukaryota; Metazoa; Echinodermata; Asteroidea; Forcipulatida; Asteriidae.
GCAAUUGUUUCUGGCUACAUAAUGUUGAUAGUAAUUCUUGUUGGCGGCACGGAUAUCAUCAUCAAGAUCUCAAGCUCCAUCUCCUCGGCACAUCCUACAUGCAUCCAGAAUGUCCAACGCACCUCUGCUCAUGUCAUUGUCAAGCGCAAGAAGUACGACUCCAUCACAUCUGAACUCACUGCUCUUCACUGGCUCCCUAUACAACAGCGUAUCAAAUUCAAAGUUCUUCUUCUUGUGUACAAAGCUCUCCAUAAACAUUUGCCAUCCUACAUAUCUGACUUACUCUGCAACCACAACGCAGACAGCUUAGAUCAUCCACAUCUUCUAAUCAGUUUAUUAUGCCCAGAACCCAUGCUGUGUCAUUUGCAGAUCGCUCACUCUCCUGUUUUGGACCAAAGGAAUGGAACAGUCUCCCUAACCACAUCAAGGAUGCUAUUAAACACUAUUCUCGUUUUCAAGAAACUCCUCAAAAGUUUACUAUUCCAACAAGUGUAUCAACAUUAACUUCAUCCAACUGUCUUGAGCGCCUUUGACCACCUUUGGUUGAUUUUGGCGCUAUAUAAAUUAUCUCUGA